UCAGGUCCCCAAUUCUAAAACACAAUGUCGCAGAGAGAUGCAGAUAAGUACCUUUAUGUGGACAAAAACAUCAUUAAUAAUCCCCUGACUCAGGCUGACUGGGCAGCUAAGAAGCUGGUAUGGGUUCCCUCAGAGAAGAAUGGGUUUGAGGCGGCUAGCCUGAAGGAAGAAGUGGGAGAUGAGGCCAUCGUGGAACUGGCAGAGAAUGGGAAGAAAGUGAAAGUAAAUAAGGAUGACAUCCAGAAGAUGAACCCCCCCAAAUUCUCUAAAGUGGAAGAUAUGGCGGAGCUGACAUGCCUGAAUGAGGCUUCUGUGCUUCACAACUUGAAGGAGAGAUACUACUCGGGACUGAUCUAUACCUACUCAGGCCUGUUCUGCGUGGUAAUCAAUCCUUACAAGAACCUGCCCAUAUACUCAGAAGAAAUAGUGGAGAUGUACAAAGGCAAAAAGAGACACGAGAUGCCCCCUCAUAUCUAUGCCAUCACAGACACAGCCUACAGGAGUAUGAUGCAAGAUCGAGAGGAUCAGUCCAUCCUUUGCACAGGUGAAUCGGGAGCUGGUAAGACAGAGAACACCAAGAAGGUCAUUCAGUAUCUGGCUCAUGUUGCUUCCUCACACAAGUCUAAAAAAGACCAG
Molecule: messenger RNA, 636 nt
Organism: Pelecanus crispus (Dalmatian pelican)
Lineage: Eukaryota; Metazoa; Chordata; Aves; Pelecaniformes; Pelecanidae
Source: RefSeq, a predicted model, not a curated record